GAGAAACAGAGAUGAACAGACACGCACACACUCACUCUCACUCACGCCGGUAAACACACAGACACUUUAUACACUGCAUAGUUACGCGCACGCAGACAACUCUGGCAUCACGUAAGAGAAAGGACUUACUGCUUUGUCUACUUUGCAAGCUUAUAAGAGUUUGGACACUGAGGUCGUUCGUACCUCCUGGACAAGACUCUUGCUGGAGACGGAGAAGAGCAGAAGACAUGAGGACAAACUGAAGAGAAAGCAAAACAAGAUCCAAAAUUACAACAAGAAAAAGAGAGGGCAAAGAAAGUGAAAAGAAAAAAAAAGAGCAAUACGGGAGGAUUUUUGACAACACAGCAGCAGAAUGUCCUUCCUGUCUGGUUCAUCCUGGCGACAGCCUGGUGUUAUUAGUGGUGGCAGCGGGUACGGACAACCUUCCAGUGGACAUCAACAGCAGCAGCAGCAGCAUCAACAACAGCAGCAACACAAACCUCCCAAUGCUCUCUCUGCUGCCAACAUCCCCACGGUCCUGGCCUCCUCGAUGCUGUCACCUUCCAGCACGUCCUCUGUCCAGCACAGUGACUGGCACUGCCAAGGCCAGAUGGCACCAGGAGGGCAACUUCCUGCCGACAAUACCCAAGUGGGCUCCAAAAUAACUUCAGCAGAUGAUGAGGCGAUGUCGGGGAGAAGCAGGACAGAGGGGAGGUUGUCUGGGGCUACAUCAGAGUCAACGGCCACUCAGAGCUUCAACAUGCCAGCACUGAAGGUAGAGGACGACGGAUCGAGAAGGGGGAGGCUGAGGGAGGAUGGACACAGGUUGGGAGGGGCAGGGGUUUUAUUAGGGAGUGCGGGACAGAGCCCAAGCAGUCCCCUGUCCUCUUACUCCUCCCCUUCAUCUUCAGUACCCUCCCCCUCUAUUUCACCUGGGAGAUCAUUUCCUCAGUCUGUGCCGGACUGUAAAUCUACCACAAACCCAAACAUUGGACAAAGUGAUACAGGCAAAGAUGGAUUAUACAUCCAAGGGUAUCAAGUGGAUUCACAAGGCCAGUGCUCCCAUCCUGCUCCUGGAGAGAAAAACACACUGAGCCCUUUCUUGACUGGAGAUACCAGUUCACGUCUAGAAAAUAAAGCGGACAAUACUAACUGUGGGAGCCUUCUGGGAAGUCUGAGAGAAAAUUCAGCGCCAUGUCUGAGUGGCAAUCAAACCCUGAAGCCAUCUUUAGGAAAGCAAAGUGUUGAUUCUGAACCUGCUGCUCCUCCUGCUGCUGACCUGACGGGGGGUAAAGCAGCUGCCACUGCAGGGCCCAGAGGCCAACCACCAGCCUCAGCGAACACAUCUGAUCUUAAUGUCGGAGGGAAGAGUGCUAUGGAGAAAGAAAAUUUAACCCUCGCUGAUAAGAAGGGGAUUGGGGCAGAUUUUUCACCUAAUAGGGACAAACCGGAGAGUCGGGUCACAAUCCAUGACGUGUCACUGGGUUUAAACCGCGCUAAUGAUGGGAAACCUAGCCAAGGCAGCGAAAUACCACAGCGAACUACAGUGCGACGUGCAAUGUCGGACUGCUCGCACCUGUCUGUUCCCUUGGUGAUGGCUGGAACGUACCCCACCAGUAUUGGAGGCCUGCCACUGAUGACGCCCAAUGUACCAGAUUUUACCGUGAUGGGUUUAGCAUGUCCACCGAGGGCACCGUACCCGCACGUCGCUGUCCGACGCUCGUUCACUCUCAUGGACAGUGCAGAAGCCGCCGCUGCCGUGGCAACAAUGAUGUCGUCUCAGUUGAUGACAUCGCCUGUUUUGCCUUCAUCCCCACCCCCUAAGAGGCAUAGUGGGAGCUGCGAGACCAACUUUUUACUUACUGUUCCGACCCCUGCAGGGCAGUCUGUGAACAGCAACCGGGAUAACCCACUAAGCACAACAGUGAAGUCUGACAACAAGGACAAGCAGGAGAAGAUGGAUCUCAUGUCCGGCAAGACGGAGAAGAUCGACGCCUUUGACAAGAAGGACAAAGACGAGCAGCAGCAGAAGAAAGACAACACAGCCGACAAGAACCAGAAGUCUGACAAGAUUCUCAAAGACGAGGAGAAGAUAGAGAAGAUAGAGAAGAUGAACGUGGAGAAGAACACGGCCAACGAGAAGGCGGAGAAGGUAGACAAGCCCGAAAAAACCAACAAAGACGAGAAGAAGGAGGAGGAGAAGAAGCCGGCUGAGAAGAUGGAGGAGAAGGGAGGGAAAGGCCCCGCCAAGCCGUUGACAGGCAAUGGCAGCAAAACUCUGCCGAGCCCUGACAGCAAGAGCAAGCCUGACACGGGUCCGGCCAAACCAAACUCCGCCAAACCCCGUCCAUCCACCCUCUCCACCAAUGGUGAGGCCACCACGACCAAACGCCCCUCCCCUGCCCCCACCUCAGCCAAUAAAAAAAGCCCUGUACCCAAGCAGACCACACCCAAUGCUGCCAAGCGACCACCAAUGGCAUCCGCCAAGACUCCAGAAAAUGGUACGGCUGAGAAACGCCCACCUGUUCCAAAGGCCACACCCACACCACGUGCACCUGCCACUAAGAACGGCUCCUCCGCGGCCACUGCGAGCAAAGCUGCCGCAAACAAGAAUGACAAGGCUGAGAGCAAGACGGGAGACGCCAAGAAACCCAAGACUCCAGCUCGUCCUCGCCCGGCCUCCUCCACCACUCCUGCCACUCCGACUCCCUCAACGAACGGGGACUCCAGCGCUCACCGCCGCCGCGUCAUCACCAAACCCCCCGUGCCAAAGCAGGUCCCGCUGGAGAAGAAGCCGCCGGUGCCACGCACUAACCGGACCCCACGUCCCAUCAACGCCCCGACACCAGACCUGAAGAACGUCCGCUCCAAGAUCGGGUCCAUAGACAACAUCAAGUAUCAGCCCGGGGGAGGAAAGGUUUCCUCCACCCAGAACAACAAGACAUCAGACCCCAGCAGCGCCACUGCCACUGCCGCCAAGGCCAAAGUUCAGAUAGUGCACAAAAAGCUGGACUUCAGCCAUAUCACGUCUCGCUGUGGCUCCAAAGACAAUAUCAAACACGUCCCCGGAGGUGGCAAUGUGCAGAUCCUGAGUAAGAAGGUUGAUGUGAGCAAGGUCACCUCCAAAUGUGGCUCUAAGGACAACAUCAAAUACAAGCCAGGCGGUGGUGAUGUGAAGAUUGAGUCUCAUAAGCUCAACAUUAAGGCAAAGUCUAAGAUUGGAUCAAUGGACAAUGUGGGAGAGCAGACCAACGGACACAAGGAGGAGAAAGCAGAGGAGAAGACAUCUUCACCCCCAAGUAGCGCUCCAGCAACAGCACCAGCAGACGUUGCUAAGGCAACAGCACCUGCAGGUGUUGCUAAGGAGAACGGGGCGAAGGAGGCCACGCCCACUCCUUUUGGGGGAGACGGACUGAGGGAGCCCCUAAGCAUAGACAAACGCAUCACUGAGACAAAUUGAGUCCCAGUGACCUGUGGAUUCCGGUGGGACACGCAUUUGGCGUUUGUCGACCUGCCAAUCAACAGACCAACCUACCUACCACAGCGCAGUCACUUCCCUCUGGCCCCGCCCCCUCAUCUUUGCCCACCACAGCAACAAACUGACCGAUCACCUCUCAGUGUUUCUCUGGGGUCCACCUGCCAGCUUCCCACUCCCGACCUCUCAACAUCCCCGGGCUGACCUUGGGCCUUGCCUGUAACAGAGAUUCUGCCGUUUGUGCGUUUCUCUACGUGGGGGUUUCCACUCAACCGAUAAAAAAACAAACAAAAAAAAAACCACCUCGUAAGCACUGAUUUAGAGGACUUUAACCUCAAUUCUAACAACCCAAACGCAAUAAACCCACACCAUCAUAAUCAUAAUGAGGUAUUAACUAUUUUCAGCAUAGUUUUUCACAAAAUAUUUCCACAAAUGAGUCUAAUUUUUAUGUUUUAAACAUUUCUACAUGUGGCCCAAACACAAUUACAAAUUCACUUUACUCUUUCAAUGUCAUUGCCCCUCCUCCAUUCCCAGUCCAUGCCCAUUUAGCUUUAGACCACACUAACCAGGCUGAGGCUUGCUGCCAGCCAGCAGCGGGGCAAAGACUGUCAAGUCUGCUUCAAAUCAACACAUUCCAGCCUCCCAGGCAGCCAGCAAUUAUCUAAAUCUACAGUAUCUACAGUACUGCACGAUGUCUCAUUAUAGAUCAAUUAGGUGUUAUCUCCCAAUACUUAUGUUGGUAUCAUUGCACCGGUUUUUCUCCUCUAGAUUAAUUGAAGUAAUGCUUGUUCAGAACAGAGAAGAUACGAUAUAAGGAUGUCGGGGUAUUCUUCCCGUGUUUCGUGAAAGGAUGUAUUCGGGUGCUGAGGAGGAAAAAGCUACAAAAGAUCUGAUGAUUUUGUGAUUAGUGCAGGAUAAUCAUGAGGGUGGGUUGGCAUGAAGGGAGAGGGCAUCAAUUACGUUUCUGGAGAGGCCUUGGCUUGAAAUGGACUUGGCAGUGAACACAGUAAUCGGAGACUGCAGCCAAAUAUUUUUUGCGAGGCUGAAAUGACAGUGUGAGAUGACAGCGUUUGACCUUGACGCGGUGAACACAGAUUCAAGCUGUGGGAGUGAUUCUAACACUUCAUCAUUAUAGUGUUAAAUCUUGGGAGUUAAACUGCGAGCUGCACCUUUUAGUCAAGAAUACGGGAGCCCUGAGGCACAGUAACAAAUUGUACUAUAUGUUGCACUUUUCUUGUUGAUGCACUAAUGUCACAAGCUGCUUUUUAAAGGUCUUUCCAAGGUAAAAAUGGCCAAAGGUUCUUGUAACUUUAAUUGGUAAUUAGUGGUUUGUGUCAUGUGGGCAAAAUAAGUAAAACGCAAAUAUAUUUUUGCGUUUUAUUUGAAUGAAACUUGAUACAUGAAUUUGUGCUGUUGACCGACGGCAAGCCUUUGAAACCCCGCUGGCAUUUGAGGGAUGAGAAAGCUCAAGAGUCCAAUAUGAUGGAAGCUUUCAUAUCUUCUUAUUUUUAUUCAUCCAUGUUCAUUCAAAUCUCCCAUUACGCCAGGUAAAGUGAUUUUAAAGAAGGAAAAAAAGAGGUUUGCAGACAAAAGCAGUGUUUCUUCUUUGUCCUGCUAGCACACUAUCAGCGAUGAAGCUGGCUAAAACAGAGAAGAUUCAGAGAGCUGCUGUGACUUGACUAGCACUAGCUCAAUAUUAACGAUUCGUUUGCCUGCUGUAGUAAAGGAUCACCAGGUAGUCCUGUCUGUAGCUAGUCCCUGUAUCUAUUGUUGUGCCACUUUCUGGUUGUGACAGGGCUUUAAUUCGUAAAGUAUUUUUAUUUUAUUCAUACAUCAGGGUAUCAGUCCAAACUACUGUGGAUGUUACUGUUCAGUUUGGCUCUAUUAAAAUAUAUUUAAACAACAAAAAGCACCUUAUAUUAAAGCUGCUGUCAGUGAGGUCGUCUUUUGGCUAACUUCCUGUUCCUGUUAGCAUUCCCCCUCCCUCCUCCCAACGUCACUUGACAAACGUGGGUAUUGGGUAAAAUGUUCUGGGAUACUAGGAAAAAGUUUCACUUAGAUUUACUCUGCACUUACACCCUACUGUAUGUAUGGCUUCAUUGUUUGACAGCGGGCAUGUCUGACACUCCGUGCUGGAGGAGGCUACCGCAAGUUAGCAGAGCAGCGUUAGCAUGGCUGAUUUCGUAGCAAGAGCUGCUAAUGUUGCUAAAGCAGUGUUUGUUUGCCAUUUUUUGGUGCAUUCUGUUUGACAUAAACACUGGCAACGGCGGGAACAGCCGUGUCCAAGAGCUUACUAGUGUCUGUGCUGGAGUAUUUGUGCUGGAGAAAUACUGACAUUUCUCAACUUGUGCCACUUGCAGUGUUUCAGCUGACGCCUCCACUGUGUAUGUAGGAGUGUAGUGUUACUGUCAACAGACCCAAGUUCAGUGACAGCUGUCUAUUUAACACAUGUUUUAACCAAAGGAUUUCGCUGUCAGCAGCUUUUAAAAAGUCUAACACUUACAAACCCGCCAGUGUUUAUCUCUAAACCAGUUAAUGCCACAAACGUCCACUCUUUUUUAGUACGUCUGUUUUUGCCACAGCACAAUCACCCACCACAACACACAAAACACUGUUAAGUGUCUCCAACAGUGAUACAGUCACACCAAACCUGUUAUGAAUUUGUCCAUCCCACUCAUACACAUGAACUCCCCAGUGAGUGGAGGAGCCCCAGCAGUCAUGCUGAGUUGUGUAGUAGUAUUUAUAGUCUUACAUACGGCUGAUAUGUAGACAGACGGACUGACCACAGUGUCCUCCACAUCCAGGUCAUUUUGUUGUGGGCUCAAGUCUUAGAACUCACUCUGUUAACUUUCUGUUCACACACACUCUCUCAGACACACCUUCAGAAAAGUAAGCACAGAUCUAUACACAGACACUCCCAGUACACUCAUUACGACUGCCUAAACAAAGCGUUAUCCUGAACCUAAACCAUAACCUUAACCCGACCACUAUCCAUCUCACCCCCUAAACUUAACCAUGCUGCAUUAGGACCAGAUUUUUGUCUUCAAGAGGACUUCUGGCGCUGACAAGGUCAGUGUCUAUGCCAGAAAAGGUUCAUAAGAGGUAGCAAAUACACGUACACACACAAUUCUUGUACAGCACAUUCACAGCCCCUUAUCCUAACCCUUAACCUCACCCUAAAACCAAGUCUUAACCCUCGAAAAGCCCUUUAAAGUUAUGAGGAUCUGCUACAAUGUCCUCACAAAGAUAGGUUUGAAUCAGAAUUUAUCCUCACGGCCUCCUACAGACAUGUACACGCAUUAACAAGCACACACUACACAAAGCAGCAGCCUGUAAUAGAAGUGUUGUACUGCUUAUCUAUUGUAGAAUGAAAUCAACUCUUUUGUAUCGUGUGUUUCGGUGGUCGCCGCUGACGCUGUUAAAACAUCGAUGAGCUGUGUCGCUGUGUCGUUCCCGCCAUAGUCAUUGUCGGACACGUGCAUCAUAGGCUUUGUUGCCGUCUAUUUCCUCCUCCUCCCCCCACGGUGUUUUACUCCAACAUUGUUGACAGCAAUACAGCGGUCAUAGUCGAGAACGUCUGACGCAUACUCGGGAGGGACGGACAGAGAACGAUCGCCGAGGUUUGAUGCGUUAGAAGAGCCACAAGUUCACUUACAGGAAGAGCUGAAGUCGGAAAUUUUUCUUUGCAGCUUGUAAAUGAUUUUACUUAUUUAUUGAGUAGAACUUAUUAAAUGCUACCACCACCAACUUAGACAUGUGAAGAAUUGACAACUGCACAGCAGUUUCUAGUUAUUAAUCUCUUUGGCAUAAUACAGUAUUUCACCAUUGGUGUCGUGUACAUAAAUACCUAAAUUGUCAAGUUUUUGUUUUGUUUGUUUGUAUGACGGGAUAUACAAAAGAAAACGUGUUAAAUAAAUAAUCUUCAGGAGGUAGCUGUGGGCAACUGGACUUGCAUCAACUGAAGAUGUCGAAAGUUCAAAAUGUGAUGAUUGCAGCAGUAUUCCUGUCCUGCCAGGAAGUUCUUUCAUUUGAAUGAUUCAAAAUGCUUGCGAAAUUAAUAGUUAAUGGGGGAAAUUACUUUGUAGAUGUAGGGAAUGUUAUUUUUGCUUAUUUCUUUCACUUGUUAAACGUCUAAAAUGACUUGGCAGAAAUGGAGAGAAGGUGUGAUUCUAAAGUCUGUUCGUAUUAUUUAAGGAAAUCACCUUGUUUUGGAACUUAAUAAGAUUCUAUGAAAAUGACACUGUGAUGUGACUUUGAUUUACAGACCAGAAGCGUUGUGAUGUGUCACAUUGGUAGAAAAAAAGAAAAAGAAAGAAAAAAAGAAAAAAAAAAGAAGAGUCAAAGCAGCCAUCUACUCGCCGCAAUUCUAUGCAUUAUGAUGGUCUCCAUUGAUACUAUGAAGGAUUUGGUGACACGUUUGUGACGUGUCUCCUUACCUGUCAGAUGUGUGAAGUGUUGCAACUGCAUCCAUCCUGUAGAGGGCGCUGCUUAGCCUCUGGAACACUGAUAGUCUGGCUCCGACUGACACCUAUCCAAUCGACAAAAGCAGAUAGAGGAAACCUUAUAUCAAAAUCCGUUGCGUUACACACUGUUCUCAUUCAAACUAGCUUUGGUGGCCACGUUAUAUUAUUGUGUCUGGAACUUUACAGCUAUUUAAACUAUAUGGAUGUACAGCCCCCCCCCCCCCAAAGUCCUGUGUGCAUUUUGAAUACAGUCCCGACACACUUGAUAUAAGCCGUGAUAUAAGAGUUGCUCAUAUUUAAUAUUGUCCUGCUCCUUGAAGUUGUUCUAAUGAGUUGCCUAACAGUGAAACAUUGCAGUUAAGCGAUGUGAGUGCGUGAGUCAUGUGUGAAAAAUGUCCAUGUGAAUCGUCAAGAGUAGAGGAACAAAAGGGAUGGAAGGUCUUCAGUAGAUGAUAGGCAGUGGUUUGUAUUCAUAGAAAUAGGACGUUCAUGGGUUUCAGUGGUACUUUGGUUCAUGGUGUUGUGCUGCUGGUAUUGAUGGUUCAACACUGAAGUCUCCAUUGACUGGUUUCUGAUCUUCGGUCCAAGCUGUUGGAGUUCCAGAACAUUUCAUUAGUGGCACAUGUCACGAUCUGAUUAUAUAAUAGUUCCUGCUUUAAUGGUAAGAUUUAAUAUCAUUAGGUUUAAGAUGAGAUUCAUGCUUUUGGAUUCAGAAGUCACCAGAAGUAGGCAUAAAGUCAAAAUGAAACAACCCGAUUUACUCAGAUAAACAUUUGCCAAAAGUCUUGAUUCCCCAGUUUUAACCGUGAAUACCACCCUUCCACUAGUUACGUCACACUGACCCUUGUUUACAAGCAAAUUUAGCGUCAAACAAAAUGUGAAUAAUAAUAAUUCCAGAACCAUUGUAGUUACGACAAUGUUUUAUCAUUCCAGAAGUAACCUGAAUAAAUGAAAAUCAAACAAAAAAAGAAGGAAAAUAACAUACUUCCUAACAGGGUGGAUACUGACAAAUGAGCUUAAACCUGUAAUCUUUAAGGUUAUUACUAAUAAUGAUAAUAACAAUAAUAAUAGUAAUAAUGAUAAUGGUAUUGUUAUAAGAUUGAAAGCAUAAAAAGGGAAAAAAAAAUACUUUUUAUUUUUUCAGUCUGCCUUUUAUUUCUGCUAUGAAAAAGGGCUGCUGAAGCUUCAAGAAUGUUUGAAAAAAAAAAUGUAUCAAAGAUGCAAGAUUAUGAAAUCAUGGAUGAGGUCUGUCUCUGUUCUGUUAUAUGUAAUGCUUUUUACCAGAUUCAUAGUGCUGGGUAGAGAGGGAGUCUGUGUGUGUUAGGUUUUCAGAAAUUGUUGGUGUGAUGUGUACGAGAGCUGACAGUGGACACACACCAGCAGCCCCCUUUUCUUCUGCCCACCACCAUACCAGUUAGAUUAAAACAGUAACGGGACUUAGUCUUUUGGCAUGUGGUGUAAAGUAAUGUUCUGUAUUAGACCGCUCCUACGUAGACAUCUCGACCUACCUACCAACACAGGACUGAAGUACUGUAAAGGGGACGUUUUGGACCAAAUUAUCUCCUGAAAAGGUCAAUUUAUUGUUAAAUUGUGGACCAAAAUUACAUUUUGAGCAUAUUUAUAUUUUGAGUUUGACAUGUCAAGCUAAUCCUAGUUAAAAUGAUAAUAAAAUGAAUGAAGGAUAGUGUUGGUAGAUAUGUACUUGGAGCCCCUAAGUGUGUCCCACACCUACAGCAGUUUGUCAGCAUCACAGCAUUGAAAAGUAGAUUUCUCUGUUUGCAGCUAAGACCAGUGAAAUCGACAUUCCAAAAAAGAAAAUAAUCUAGAGCUUUGUUUAAACUGUAUUGAACUGUCACAGUAUUAUUAUUAUUUGUAUCUUUGUAUCUGUGCUUGUUUCAGCUACAUUUUACAAAUCUGACACAUUACAAAUUGAGAGUAAUCUACUCCUCAGUCCUGUGUACUGGAGUGGAUCCACUGUAGUGUGAUGUAUUGUAACUGUAGGGCACAACACCAUAGCCAGAGCAUGCAGACGACAACAAACAAGCAAACUGCUGAUUGUUAGAAGCAUUUGUCCUGUUAGAUAGAGCUGAUCUCUCCCUGCAAUUCUGAAUAUUUGGUAUGAAAGAGAUGUUCCUUGUGAUUAAUUGUUAACCUGUGAUGUGAAUAUUAAUCAUGAAAUAAUAAAAAAAAGAUG
Messenger RNA from Solea solea (common sole), 10111 nucleotides. Its product is annotated as microtubule-associated protein 4-like. The coding region runs from base 353 to 3439 and encodes 1028 amino acids. The record is from RefSeq and is a predicted model, not a curated record. Gene Ontology annotation, biological process: microtubule cytoskeleton organization; neuron projection development. The transcript is spliced from 12 exons. Gene Ontology annotation, cellular component: neuron projection. Lineage: Eukaryota; Metazoa; Chordata; Actinopteri; Pleuronectiformes; Soleidae. Gene Ontology annotation, molecular function: microtubule binding.